AUGGUGUUCAGAAAAAGACACGCUGCUAGCGCGGGUGAUGAAGAAAGGGUGAACAAGAAAUCGAAAGUAAAGAGUGAGCCUGUGGAAGAAGCGAAGGACAUACACGAAGAUGCAGACACAAAUGGCCAGAUAAAUAUUGAAGAUGACGAUGAGGAAGAGGAGGAAGAAGAGGAAGAAGAAGAAGAGGAGGAGGAAGAAGAUGAAGAUGACGAACAGGAGGAAGAAGUAGCUGCUAAUGACGUGGAAGAUGAGGAAGAAGAAGAAGAAGAGGAAGAAGACGAGGAGGAGGAGGAAGAAGAAGCAGCGGAAGAAGAGGAAGAAGAGGAGGAAGAGGACGAUGAGGAUGAAGAUAACGAUGUUCCGAAUGGCGCUGGUGCUGGUGAACCUAAAACCGAGAGUGAAAAGACCAAAGACGAGGUCAAGAGUGAGGUGGCUGAUGUGAAAGCUGAGAUCAAGCUGGAGGACGAGAGCAAAUGGCUGGACAAGAACAAGGACAAGGAAAAAGACAAGGAAGACGAAGGUGAAGACGAGGAGGAAGAUGAAGAUGACGAUGAAGCCGAAGAAGAAAGAAAAAGAAUAACUACGUUCAAUUUCGAUGGCGUGGACUAUUCCUUCAAGGAAAGACCAUCUGUGAUCGAAGAGAAGGAAGGAAAGAUUGAAUUCAGAGUAGUUAACAACGACAACACGAGGGAAAGUCUCAUGGUGUUGACUGGAUUGAAGAACAUUUUCCAAAAGCAGCUUCCAAAGAUGCCUCGAGAGUAUAUUUCUAGAUUGGUGUACGACAGAUCACAUUUGUCAAUGGCAGUUGUUCGUAAGCCUUUGACCGUGGUUGGUGGAAUAACAUACAGACCGUUUAAUAACCGAGAGUUUGCAGAAAUUGUGUUCUGUGCCAUUUCUUCUACAGAACAAGUUCGUGGGUAUGGUGCACAUUUGAUGAACCAUUUAAAGGAUUACGUUAGAGCUACGUCUCCGAUAAAGUACUUCUUGACUUAUGCCGAUAACUAUGCCAUUGGUUACUUCAAGAAACAGGGUUUCACCAAGGAGAUUAGUUUGGAUAAAUCUGUAUGGAUGGGUUAUAUCAAGGAUUAUGAAGGGGGUACUCUUAUGCAGUGCUCGAUGCUUCCUUCUAUACUAAGAUAUUUGGAUCUGUCUAAGAUAUUGUUGCUUCAGAAGGCCGCAAUCGAGAAGAAGAUUAAGCAAAGAUCAAAGUCUCAUGUGGUGCGGUCUGGUCUCCAAAUUUUCAAAACCAAUAAGAACAUAUCGCUAAACCCUUUAAAGGAUAUUCCUGGGUUGGCUGCCAGUGGUUGGUCUGAUGAAAUGGACAAAUUGGCCCAGAAGCCCAAAAGAGGACCUCACUACAAUUUCAUGGUCACUUUACUUUCAGAGCUCACCAACCAUCCUUCAGCUUGGCCCUUCGCUACUCCUGUGAACAAAGAAGAAGUUGGAGAUUACUACGAGGUGAUCAAGGAACCAAUGGACUUGUCUACAAUGGAGCUGAAGCUAGAGAACGACAAGUAUGAAUCCUUUGACCAAUUUUUGUAUGAUGCCAGGUUGAUCUUCAAUAAUUGUAGAGCUUAUAAUGCUGAAACUACAACUUAUUAUAAGAAUGCAACAAAAUUGGAGAAAUUUAUGAACAACAAGAUAAAGGAUAGCGCUGAGUACGCACAAUUCUUAGAGUAA
This is a messenger RNA of Dujonia railenensis, 1680 nucleotides long. The record is from the annotation of a GenBank genome assembly. Lineage: Eukaryota; Fungi; Ascomycota; Pichiomycetes; Serinales; Debaryomycetaceae.